Molecule: messenger RNA, 1168 nt
Organism: Mercurialis annua (annual mercury)
Lineage: Eukaryota; Viridiplantae; Streptophyta; Magnoliopsida; Malpighiales; Euphorbiaceae
Product: protein LIKE COV 2
Exons: 7
Coding region: 66-845 (259 amino acids)
Cellular component (GO): Golgi apparatus
Source: RefSeq, a predicted model, not a curated record
CGUGAAACUAAAAUGAAAAGAAAGAUUAAACUGAACUGAAUUUAUAUGCGAAAUUGGAAAACUUAAUGGGAGAGAACAAAGAAUCAACAUCAACUUCACUGAGUCAAGGUCUAACUCGGCAUCAUGAGUCCGACCCAGAUGACAUUCCAAAGUCUCCUCCUAGUUCCCCUAAUUCCUCUACUCGCAAGGCUUGUUAUGCUGUUCUUCAGAGUUGGGUAUCGAAAAAGUUCAUGACUGGAUGUGUGGUUCUGUUUCCAGUUGCUGUAACUUUUCUGCUGACAUGGUGGUUUAUUCAGUUUGUUGAUGGUUUCUUCAGUCCAAUAUAUGCUAAACUUGGCAUUGACAUAUUUGGUCUCGGGUUUAUUACUUCACUACUUUUUAUAUUUUUUGUGGGUGUAUUUGCUUCUUCAUGGAUGGGUGCUACUGUUUUCUGGAUUGGUGAAUGGUUUAUUAAGCGAAUGCCGUUUAUGAAGCACAUAUACUCUGCUUCCAAGCAAAUAAGUUCUGCUGUUUCUCCAGACCAAAAUACUACUGCUUUCAAGGAGGUUGCCAUUAUUCGUCAUCCUCGUCAUGGUGAAUAUGCAUUUGGUUUCAUCACAUCAUCUGUUGUCCUUCAGAGAGAUGAUGGAGACGAAGAGCUAUGCAGUGUUUAUGUCCCGACAAACCAUUUGUACAUUGGUGACAUAUUUCUGGUAAAUUCAGAUGAGAUUAUAAGACCAAACUUGUCUAUUCGUGAGGGCAUAGAGAUCAUUGUUUCAGUAGGUAUGACAAUGCCACAGUUGAUAUCUUCUAUACAAAGGAACCCUCAUCACAGCAUUAGAAUCCCUAUGAACAGAAUCAUAUGAAGGUACUGAACAGCAAAUACUCUAUGAACAGAAUCAUAUGAAGGUACUGAACAGCAAAUACUCUUGCAAUCAUUGAUAUAUUACAGAAUUUCGGCCGUUUUCGAUUGCUUCAUAAACUGAAGCAUUUUUGUUUCGUCAUUUGAAUAGUUGAAAUGUUUUUUUUUAUCUUCGUCGACUAUCGGAAGCCAGGCUUAUAAUUUCAUAGAAAUAGAUGAUUAAAGAGUAUACUUCCUCAUGGAAAGGUGAAACCAAUAUGUAUAUUUCACAGUAGCUUGAAGCUAGCUAAUGUAAAGGCAGUUCAAAAAUAAACUGUUUUUCUGCUA